UGCCCCGCCCGCCGCUAGCAGCCACCAGGGUACAGCGCCGGCUAGGACAGGCACACCAGGGUACACCCCUAUGAGCGCUCAUCUCUCUGGCAUCGUAGAGCUACUGUCCGCUGACGCUCCGGCGCCAUUCGGGUCCACAUCCCCAGUCCUCGGGACAACGGACGGCCGACGCUCUCCCGUCCUCUCUGAGCGCUCCUCAGAUCUCGGCGGCGGCUCCUCCAAGCCGGGCUCGCCACGGCCGCCGCCGCUCAAAGCGCUGGCGCAGCCGCUGCUUGAGCGAGCAGAGGAGGGCCAUAUCGGGCCGGCGCCCGCCACCACAUCCGCAGACGGCGGAGGCGGCGAGGAGGAGUCUCGCUCAGUCGCGGUGACAAAGGCGCUCAUCUACGGGUGCAUCAACGCGGUGGUCUGCGCGCCGGUGAUGAUCUCGUUCGCGUCCAUCAUCUUUCGCCACCCCACCUUCCACCGAGACGCCGCCACCUACGCCCGGCUCGUCAAGCUGGUCCUCUUUUCGUCGGCGGUGCAUCAGACCGUCUUUGUGACGACCUCGUCGCUCGUCUUUGCCGUCGGGCAGGUGCAGGACGCGGGCCUCAUCUUCCUCUCCUCGAUGGCCAACCAGGUCGUCGAGGCGCUCGAGAAGCGCCAGGCUCCGUACGACGAGGUGAUCGCCACCGCCCUCGUCGCGCUCGCCUCCUCCACCACCCUGCUCGGCCUCGCCCUCGUGCUGACCGGCAAGCUCCGCCUCGCCGGGCUGGUGCAGUACCUCCCCCUUCCGGUGGUGGGAGGCUACCUCGCCUACAUCGGCCUCUACUGCUUCGAGGCAGGCCUCUCCCUCAUGUCUGGCACGGAGGUCACCUCGGUGGCGCAGAUGGCGGAGCAGCCGGCGUCGUGCCUCGAGACCUGGUCCUCCUUCCGCCCCUCCCUGGUGCACUGGGACGUGCUGCCCUCGCUGCUGCCCACGUGGCUCGCAAUGUACACGGUCGUCGCCUUCUCGUCCUCUCUCGACGUGGCGGCAAUCCAGAUGGACAUGGGCAAGCAGCUCGACUUCAACCACGAGCUCAUCACGGUUGGCCUCUCCAACGCUGCCUCGGGCCUCUGCGGAGGCUUCACCGGCUCGUACAUCUUCUCGACCACGAUCUUCACCUACCGAACCGGCACCCGCCUCCGCCUCUGUGGCGCCGUGGUGAUCGCCGCCGAGCUACUCCUCUUUGCGUCGCCGGUCACCGUGGGUGCGUACGUGCCGAAGCUCUUCUUUGGCGCCGUCCUCACCUUCAUCGCCGCGGACCUCCUCGUCGACUGGCUCUGGGCCGCGCGCCACAAGGUGCACCCGACCGAGUAUGCAAUCAUCCUCCUCACCUUCGGCGCCAUCAACUGCUUCGGCCUCGAGGUUGGCAUGUGCGGCGGCGUGCUCAUCGCCAUGUGCCACUUCAUCAUCGACUACGCGUCCGCGCCCGUCGUCCGACGGAUCGACGUGCGUUCGACUGUGCUGCGCUCCUUUGCGCACUCGCGCGCCCUCGCCGGCGAGCAGACCCGACUCAUCUCUCUCCGCUGCCGCGGGUACAUCUUCUUCGGCUCGACUCUCCGCAUCAUGGAGGACGUCCUCUCCGCCGUCUCCGUGCCGCCGCACCUCGAGCCCACCCUCGGCAGACCCCCCUCCAAGCAGCGCCCCUCGGCUCAGCCUGCGCCGCCCACCCGCUUCGUCCUCUUCGACUUCGCCGCCGUCACCGGCCUCGACGCGACCGCCGCCCGCGCGUGCUUCCUCAACCUCACGCGCACCCUCGCGCCGCUCGGGAUCGAGGCGCUCGAGUACUGCGAGGAGAAGCUGCUCGAGGAGGCGACGCGCAAGCAGCCCAUCGGCACGCGCGAGUUCGACUCGUCCCCCUUCGUCGCGCGCGCCGCCACACAGUCCGCGCCCGACUUGGCGCACCUGGCCGCCCUCGCCGGCGAGCCUGGCGGGGGGGAAGAGAAUAGUCAGCGUCGGCAGAGGGGGCAGCUGGCUGGCGAGGUGGAGCUGUGGGAGGAGCGAGCCUCCGGCAAGAGAGGCGCCGACAGGGAGCAGGUCCGCAUCGCCAGGUACGCGCACGGCGGCAUCUUCGGCGAGCUCGACUUCUUCCUGCACAACCGGCGCUCGUUCCGCGCCGAGGCGGGAGGCGGCGGCACCUCGCUCCUCACCCUGACCCGCGGCAGGCUGCGCGACAUGCAGUCCGAGGCGCCUCACCUCGCCGCGGCGCUCGAGCACGCGCUGCUGCGCUACCUCUGCUUCCAGGUCAACGCCAAGCUCGGGCUCGUCGACGGCGUGAGCGACGUGACAGACCCGUUUGCGCGGGCCUCGCAGCCCCUCUCGACGAGGGCAAAUCCCCCCUGA
Emiliania huxleyi CCMP1516 is the source of this 2362-nucleotide messenger RNA. RefSeq lists its product as hypothetical. Bases 71 to 2362 code for a protein of 763 amino acids. Gene Ontology annotation, cellular component: membrane. The transcript is spliced from 6 exons. The record is from RefSeq and is a predicted model, not a curated record. NCBI's taxonomy places the organism in Eukaryota, Haptophyta, Isochrysidales, Noelaerhabdaceae.